GGUGGUUUUGCCAUAUGCUUUGAGCUUACGGACGUUGCAACCAAGCAGAAAUACGCAGGAAAAAUUAUUCUCAAAUCUGAUCUCAAAAGAACUUCUCAAAAGCAAAAGUUCAAUCAGGAAAUAGAGAUACACAGGUCCUUAACACAUGAACAUAUCGUAGGAUUUCACUCUUCUUUUGAGGAUGCUGAAUUCCAUUACAUUUUGCUAGAGCUCUGCAAUAGAUUUUCUUUAAUGGAGCUUCAUAAACGUCGGAAAGUUGUUACUGAACCUGAAGCUCGAUACUUCCUUCGUCAUGUCAUACUAGGUUGCGCAUAUUUGCAUCAGAGCAGGAUUAUUCAUCGUGAUCUCAAGCUUGCAAAUUUGUUUUUAAACGAUAAUAUGUGUGUCAAAUUAGGUGAUUUUGGACUAGCUACGCGGAUAAAUGUGAAGGAAGAGAAGAAAAAGACCUUGUGUGGGACACCAAAUUAUAUCGCUCCGGAGAUUCUCUUCAAACAAGGACAUAGUUUCGAAGUUGAUCUAUGGUCAUUGGGUUGUAUAUUGUAA
Protopolystoma xenopodis is the source of this 543-nucleotide messenger RNA. NCBI's taxonomy places the organism in Eukaryota, Metazoa, Platyhelminthes, Monogenea, Polystomatidea, Polystomatidae. The record is from the annotation of a GenBank genome assembly.